This is a messenger RNA of Bombus terrestris (buff-tailed bumblebee), 733 nucleotides long. RefSeq names its product chromatin complexes subunit BAP18. Bases 22 to 585 code for a protein of 187 amino acids. The transcript has 4 exons. NCBI's taxonomy places the organism in Eukaryota, Metazoa, Arthropoda, Insecta, Hymenoptera, Apidae. Gene Ontology annotation, cellular component: MLL1 complex; NURF complex. The record is from RefSeq and is a predicted model, not a curated record.
UUUCCCGCCAUAUAAUACUUAAUGGUCGUUCCUCCCCACCGCUCGUCUUCCUUUUUCUACGUGAGUCACGUGCUUUUAUCCUCGAGUACUCUAGCAAUGGAGUCUGUAAGCGGACACAAGGUUGGUGAAAUUUUCACCGCAGCCGGAGCAGCAUUUAACAAGUUGGGAGAAUUAACGAUGCAAUUACACCCUACGACUGACUCACCAGCAGGUAAAUGGACUGACGAGGAAAUUGAGAUGCUCCGUCACUCGGUAAAGACCUUCAGUGAAGACUUGAACAAAAUAAGUGAACACAUCAAGGGACGAACGGUCUCUCAAAUUCGGACAACGUUGAAGAAGAAAGCUUUUGAGGAAGCUGGCGUGCCGAUCAGACAACAAAUGCUUUCUCAACAGUCAACGCAACAAUCGACGGUUCAACAAGUAUCGAAGCAACAAACAGGAAAUCAAGGAUUAAUGGGAAAAUCGUCUGAAGUCACGUUGAACAUGUUAAAUGCGCCGGAAUCGGAAGUGGAUGUUGAGGGACUACCAGAGGAGUGUCAAGUAAAGCUCGAGUUCGAAGGUGCGACGGAAGAAGUAGCUUCUUAAUAAGCCGAGAUUGACCUUUCCAUAUGCAAUCUUUUUUAUCUCGAUUUCUAAAUAUAAGAUAAUUUUCAUAUAAUAUACGCGCUUAACGUUAAGUAAUAAUAAUGUACCUUCGAUAAAUUAUGUUUCUCAAAUAGAUUUUUAAAAGUCA